AUGUCGCAAACGUAUCGCCAGUAUCAAGUGGAAAACGUGUGUUUACCAUGGUCUCUUUCAGGACUGAGGCUCGCCGACGUCCCGAUUCCGACACCAGGGCCGGGGGGAGUGUUGGUAAAGAUCGAAGCCGUCUCGCUGCAGUUUCGAGAUGUGCUCGUUGUCAAUGGGAGCUAUCCGUUACCUCUGCUGGACAACGUUGUUCCCUGCAGUGAUAUGGCCGGCAGCAUCGUGGCGAUGGGCAAUGAAGUCAAGAACUGGACCGUCGGCGAUCGUGUCAUCGCCAACUUCCAUCCCGACCUCCUCCACGAGGACGCAAUCACCCUUGAAAUGACCAAGAACAUCUUGGGCUCCACGGUCAAUGGUGUCUUGGGGGAAUAUCGACUGUUUCCCGCCCAUAGCUUGGUUAUGAUCCCAGAGCACUUGUCGUAUGAAGAGGCCGCUACACUGCCUUGCGCCGCGCUGACUGCAUAUAACGCCCUCCUAUAUGGUUUCGCGCCAGUGAAGGCGGGUGAUACCGUGCUUAUUCAGGGUACGGGUGGAGUCUCAAUCUUCGCCCUGCAAUUUGUCCUGGCUUCCGGAGCUACUGCCAUCGUAAUCUCAUCCUCCGAUGCAAAGCUCAAGGCCGCAACACGAUUGGGUGCCAAACAUGUCAUCAACUACUCGACCACACCAAACUGGCCCGACGAGGUGCUGAGAAUCACCGGCGGACGUGGUGUGGAUCGUGUUCUGGACGUAGUGGGAAAUGCGGCGCUUGGAAAAUCCAUCGCGUCCGUGAGGUUGGGCGGGAGCAUCGACAUUAUCGGCGUUCUCGGCGGACAGAGCAACGUGCCCCCGGUGGACAUUAUAGGUCCAGCCAUAUGGAAACAACUCAAGAUCCGGGGCCUGAGCGUCGGCAGCGUGUCGCAAUUGAAGAUGAUGAUACGGUUACUGGAGGCCAAUCCGGAUACAACGCGGCCCGUGAUCGACAAGGUUUUCCCCUUCCGAGACGCUGCGGAGGCGUUCCGGUAUGUGGAGGAGCAGAAACAUGUGGGGAAGGUCGUUAUCAAGAUUGGAGACUAA
Molecule: messenger RNA, 1059 nt
Organism: Mycena indigotica
Lineage: Eukaryota; Fungi; Basidiomycota; Agaricomycetes; Agaricales; Mycenaceae
Product: Alcohol dehydrogenase superfamily protein
Exons: 8
Coding region: 1-1059 (352 amino acids)
Molecular function (GO): oxidoreductase activity
Source: RefSeq, a predicted model, not a curated record